UUGACAUCCACCGUCACCAUGGGUUCGAAUCUUCCUUACGCCGCAGACGCUGAAAGCCCGCUCAAACCAGCGGAGCUCCAGGUCCUCCGCUCGCAGUACGAGAAAGAGGGUGACUAUGUAGGCAUCCAGACCAAGUUCAACUACGCCUGGGGCCUCAUCAAAUCCAACGCCCGCCCCGACCAACAAGAAGGCGUCCGCCUGCUGUCCGAGAUCUUCCGCGCGGCCCCCGAACGACGCCGCGAGUGCCUGUACUACCUGGCGCUGGGCAACUACAAGCUGGGCAACUACGGCGAGGCGCGCCGCUACAACGACCUCCUGCGCGACAAGGAGCCGGGCAACCUGCAGGCGUCCAGUCUGGGGCAGCUGAUCGAUGAGAAGGUGUCCAAGGAGGGGCUGGUAGGGAUUGCCAUCGUGGGCGGACUGGCGCUGGCCGCGGGCGUGGUGGGAGGGCUGGUGAUGCGGGGGGCAAAGAGACGGUAGAGACGAGGAGAUGUACAUACUGGCUUAGCUGAGCUGUUGGCUGUUGGCUGUUUGGGUGAUUAGCAUGAGGCGUUCUGACCAUGCGCAGGUUGUAUGAGUUAUGGAUUUGAUUAUUGCGUCUGUCUGGAGUAUAAAGAGAGUGUAAGUGUAUAAC
Messenger RNA from Aspergillus heteromorphus CBS 117.55, 634 nucleotides. Its product is annotated as mitochondrial fission 1 protein. Gene Ontology annotation, cellular component: mitochondrial outer membrane; peroxisomal membrane. Lineage: Eukaryota; Fungi; Ascomycota; Eurotiomycetes; Eurotiales; Aspergillaceae. The transcript is spliced from 4 exons. Gene Ontology annotation, molecular function: protein binding. Gene Ontology annotation, biological process: mitochondrial fission; autophagy of mitochondrion; peroxisome fission. The record is from RefSeq and is a predicted model, not a curated record. Bases 19 to 480 code for a protein of 153 amino acids.